UCUAUCCUAUAUAGUAUAAAAAUGAAUAAUCACAACGGAAAAAAUAUGAUUUUGACUCCCUUUGAUUCUAUUUUUCAGAAGUCAGUUAAAAUCAGCACAACACCUAAAUAAUAAUUGUUUGACAUACUUGUAUUUCAAAAAGACCGCCGUAAAUUAAAUAUUUUUAAAAUUCGAUCCUUUCGCCAUCUAUACAGAAACGGCUGAAACUACUCAACAACUUACCGACUGGGUUUCCAAGACAGGGGAACACUAGCGCACCUAUCGGGAGAUCGCGGAAACUAGUCGGUAAGUUGUUGAGUAGUUUCAGCCAUUUUUGUAUAGAUGGCGCUGGGAUCGAAUUAAAAAAAUAUUUCAUUUAUUGCGGUCUUUUUGAAAUACAAGUAUGUCAAACUAUUAUUUUUUAGGUGUUGUGCCGAUUUUAACCGAUUUCUAAAAAAUACAAUCAAUUCAAAGAUCCAAAAUUGUGUCUUUUCAGUUGUGAAUGAACGGUAUGGUAGAAGAGAGACAAAUAAAACAGGCACGAUUGUUAUACUUGAGGGUAUCUGGGAGUUCCAAAAUCAUGAUUCCUUGAGAACAAAGGCAUGUUCAGUCUUUCUGUAGUUGUAAUUACUGCUAGUAUCGAAGCAUUAUGGCUUCGAAUUUCAAAUCAACUAAUUCUCUGAUAAUUUCACGUCGAUAUAGCGACACUAGCAACUCUAGCGGUAACGCAGGUGUAAUAAAAUAAGAAAUUAAUUCAUUAAACGACGCAGGACUUUUAAAUUUUCUUGCUAAUUAGGUAUUGAUACACUUAAGUAAAUACUUCCAUACUUGUUGCGAAAACGAUAAAGACGUAUAUAACAUAUAAGUCAACUAAUUAAUACGGUAGUAACUAUGGUUACAAAGGAGUUAUCGAUGUCAUACAUAUUACGAUUCUUCUGAAGGCUAGGAAAAAGAAAGUGAUGUGAUUUUCGAUUCCUAUUAAUCAAAAUGGAUGAGUUUUUAACGGUGCUUGCAGAGAAGUAUAUAGAUGUCGGAGUCGGAAAGAUAGCCACAGAAAAUUUUUAUUCAAAAGGAAAAAUUUUAAUCGGAAAGAUCGAGUUAUUCUGUCAAUUGGUAAAAAAUAGUCCAAAACGAUAUUUGAUAGAACAAUCCCAGAAGACCGAGUUAUACGAUCUUACGGCAAGCAUUGAUACUCUUACGCUUCAAGUAAAACAAUGGACAAUUGCUCUUCAGGAAGAAAAAUUAGAUUUUUCUCGCUUCCAGGAAAAUAUUGAAGCAGACUGGAAAGUGAUGAAAUUAACAAAGAAAAAUAUAGAUGAAAAUUUAAAGGAAAAAUUAACAGCUAUCAUUGCAGAAUAUUCAUCAAAGAUGUUAAGUAGAAAUUUGGAACACGAAACGCGAAAGAAGUUGCUACAAAUGGACUUAAAAUUGUUCGAGGAUCGUUUAAAACGCACUAGUAAUAUACGUUAUUCGAGAAGAAAUGAGUUAUACGACGCAUGUCUUAAAGCGAAAAAGGUAUGCUUCGAUCAACUGAAAAGGUACGAUAACAAUAUCGGAGUACUUCAUACUUGCAAAAGUACUCUUCUGAUCGAUGCAGACGUUAUUGAGAAAGAAUAUUUUAUUGUUCAGAAUCAGCUGAUUCCUCAGCGUGCAUUGUACAACCAGUUGAAAAAGGAAUGCGAAUUAAACGCGAGAGAAGCCCUUUUAAGAAAAGUUGAACAUUUUCGUCGAAAUCGCGCAGCUAAAAUCAUUCAACGAUAUUGGAGAUUUUACUAUAUACGCGUGUCUUGGAAGAAAAGAAAAGGCAGAAAAUAAUAGAUUCGAUUUAACUUUCACGCGGAUUUGCAAUUACUAUAUCGAAUAACAUUAGUAACGUGUUUAGCUCAGAGCAGUACGUUUUUUACCCGGAAAAUUCUUGUUAAGUAUUCAACUAUAUUGAUCUUCAGCUAUGUUUAGAAAACCCCUCUAACCCCUCUAUCUUACUCUCUCACUCUCUCUCUCUCUCUUUCUCUAUCACCACCCUCUCCGCGAUACUCUAAUCCUCACUCGAACUUCGUCACCUCUUCUUAACUCUUUCCUCUUCUCACCUAUGAUCAGACUACAUUGUGUAUUUCUUUCCGUAUCUCGUAGAGACCUGUUGAAAGGAAAAAGUCUAAACUUGUACAAAAAUCGUUCGAUGAUUUAUUGAUAAUUUUGGAAAUUCGACGAUUAUCCUUAACCACUUUUUUAUUUCCACUUCAUGGAACUGGAUCGAAGAAACUGAAAUUCUUUUCAAGUUUUUCUAACAUGAUCGUUAUGGAAAGUGAAGAUAAAUGAUAAAAAGACCGUGAGAAGGAGAGAAAAAGAAAGGGUAGAAAGUGAAAACACGAUACGCUGGACUGAUGUCGAGGACAGCAGAGAGUAAGCUUAGAAAGAGGGUGGUAAAUCGGACAACUGAGAAGCAGGGUUUAGUUCGGUUAAUAGUCGCGCGUAGGUCCGACGCAUGCUCCGAAUGAUUUUCCCGGGGUGAUAUUCAGUCGGGCAAAGGGAGCCACGAGCCAGCAGCCAAGGCUGGGAAACGUUCGAUCGUUACGAAGUGAAUCAGUUGGCUGGCCGGGCGUACCGCGAACACCACAAUUUGGAACAUGUACAAGUAUAUCGAUCGCUAUCCUUCCUACCUACUUUACAGGAAUACUGAUCGUUCGAUUUGUUAAGAGAACGCACGGAUACGAAGGAGAUAACUGUUGAAAGCAAUACUCUACCUACUGUCCAGACGAAAUGAAACCGUUCGGCAUAGAAAGCUUGAUAAAUUAAAAUUGCUUGCAAUCACGGAAGAGAACUGGUUAGGGUUACAAUUUGAUUGUCAACGAAGUCAACGAAGAAGUCGGAAGCAAUAUUCGAUAAAGAUACAAUCAAUCGUUUGGAUGCACGACGACGUGGAAUAACCCGACCCGACCCGACCCGACCUGAACCCGACCCAGUCUCCCUUGUAAAACGAAUGCGCACCACCUGUAGCUCGAUAUCUACGCUUGAAAGGUCAAUCGCCUUUCGAUCGAGUUUCUCUCAUCGAA
Osmia lignaria (orchard mason bee) is the source of this 3029-nucleotide messenger RNA. RefSeq lists its product as uncharacterized. The record is from RefSeq and is a predicted model, not a curated record. Lineage: Eukaryota; Metazoa; Arthropoda; Insecta; Hymenoptera; Megachilidae.